AUGCAACAGAUGCAGCAGCAGAAUCAGAUGAUGAUGCAGAUGAUGCAAGGUAUGCAGCGACAACAACCUCCUGCUCCAGUUCCCGUUCCUCAAGCUCCAACAGGGCCAGAUUUUUGUGCUUUCUUCAGAAUGGAUCCUCCAGAGUUUGCAGGUGGCUUAGACCCGGUGGUAGCUCAUGAUUGGUUGGCUAGUAUGGAAAGGAUAUUCCAGGAAAUCCAGUGUAAUGAAGAAGAGAAAGUGAUCUUUGCUACGCAAAAGAUGAAAGGACCGGCUCUUAGGUGGUGGAAUACCGCGUCUACCUAUUUCACUACCCAAGAGAUCCCUAAGGACUGGCAUCAUUUCAAGGCGGCAUUUCUGGAGAAGUAUUUUCCUAACAGUGUUCGGACCCAGAGAGAAAGAGAGUUCCAGAACUUCAAGCAAGGCAACUUGUCAGUUUCUGAGUAUGCUGAGAAGUUUGAAGACAUAGCUGAUUACUCACGACAGGCUGUCUAUGCCCCUGAUGAGUUAUGGAAGAUUGAUCAAUUCUUGAUGGGUUUGCGGGCUGAUAUUGCUCAUAGUGUGUCCCAGAGGGAGUUCACUACUUAUGCUGAAUGUUUGAGACAAUGCUAUGUUGCGGAGAAUAGUUUGAAGAGGGUUCAAGAGGAGAGGAACCAGAAUAGAACUAAUUUCAGAGAGCAAGGAAGAUCGGGCCAGCACCUAAAGCCCCGUAACUCUCCAUCAAAGAAGAAGCAAGGCUAUGGUGACCAAUCUAAUCGACACCCUUAUUGUGACAAAUGCAAAAGAAGACACCCUGGGGAUUGCAAGCCCACUUAA
Messenger RNA from Vicia villosa (hairy vetch), 813 nucleotides. RefSeq lists its product as uncharacterized. The transcript has a single exon. Lineage: Eukaryota; Viridiplantae; Streptophyta; Magnoliopsida; Fabales; Fabaceae. Bases 1 to 813 code for a protein of 270 amino acids. The record is from RefSeq and is a predicted model, not a curated record.